Messenger RNA from Epinephelus fuscoguttatus (brown-marbled grouper), 3791 nucleotides. RefSeq names its product nerve growth factor b (beta polypeptide) (gene ngfb). Lineage: Eukaryota; Metazoa; Chordata; Actinopteri; Perciformes; Serranidae. The record is from RefSeq and is a predicted model, not a curated record. Gene Ontology annotation, molecular function: nerve growth factor receptor binding; growth factor activity. Gene Ontology annotation, biological process: nerve growth factor signaling pathway; negative regulation of neuron apoptotic process; neuron projection morphogenesis. The transcript has 2 exons. Bases 139 to 726 code for a protein of 195 amino acids.
GCAGAGGUCUGCGUGCUGGAUGGGGGCCACAGCCAGGCCUGAUGGCAGGAGCCCAGAACACAGUGAGCUCUAAUCACGUCCUCUAGAAGCCGCUGAGGUGUUACAGUUCACGUGGAGAUACUGAAAGGUUGUGUGCCCAUGAGGUCGUCCAUGCUGGUCCUGUUCCUCCUCUUCAGUGCCCAGGCUGUGGCCGCCAUCGGAGGAGCAGCACAGCAGCAGGCUCCAGGCAACAACCCCAGCUCCAUCCCCACAGUGGACCCCAAACUCUUCACCAAGCGCCGCUACCUCUCACCCCGGGUGCUCUUCAGCGCUCAGCCGCCUGAUGCAGAGCCGGCGGAGUCACAGGGUGGCAGCAAAAGGACCCGCAGACGAGCGGGGCAGUCUCAGCACCGUGGAGUUUACUCAGUGUGUGAGAGCAUCAGCGUCUGGGUGGGCAACAAGACCAAAGCCACAGACAUCUCAGGCAACGAGGUGACAGUGCUGCCGGACGUUAAUAUCAACAAUGUCAACAAGAAGCAGUACUUCUUUGAGACGACGUGUCACAGCGCCCGCUCGGGCAACUCUGGCUGUUUGGGGAUCGAUGCCAGACACUGGAACUCCUACUGCACCAACUCACACACUUUUGUACGAGCACUGACUUCCUUUAAGAAUCUGGUGGCGUGGAGGCUCAUACGCAUCAAUGUGGCCUGUGUGUGUGUGCUGAGCCGCAAGUCAUGGCGGCAGUGAAGACUUUCCACGCACAUCACAGGAUCACACAUUCAGUCAAAUAAUACUGACAUACUCAUCACCAAAGACUUGUCACCCUCUGCACAAAGUAAAUUAUUGGUAUAUGUCAAAGUAUCAGGACUGCAUGUAUAAACACCAGGCCUGGGUCAAACAGUAUCCGUCUGUAGCUGUUGUUUGUACCUGUUCAGGUGUAACAAACGUUAAAGGGGUUGUUGCUGUGUCACUUAUCACCUGACUGUCUUAGCUGCGGUUUGUAACAGCUUGCAGAGGUUUAAAACUUAGCUAUCAAACAUCUAAGAAUUAGUCUCAGAGGGAAACUCCACAGAGAGUCUGUUUUCAGUACGACCGCAAAUGUGGAAAAAGCCUUUUGUGGCUCCAAAGGUAGCGGAUAAAUCGCCUCAAGUGAUGUCACUUGAGUCAGAGUUGAAGACGACAAGUUUGAAAUGUAAAAAAAUAUGGAUGUAUGGAGAGAAAUGUGACUUCUGCAGCCCGUUCCUUUCUCUAGUUGAGUUUAGCAGUUCAAGGCUGCAUUAGUGUUGCAUCGUGGGUAAUGUAGGCAACAGAUUUUGAUAAGGAAGAAGAAUAUAUGGCAUAAAAAAGAAGAUAUCUCUUUCUGCUGCAUCGACUUCGGUCUUUUUUUUUUGUAAUGUUAUUCUUUUAAGAAAGCCCUAAAAGCUAAUCUAGGGGACUUGCAGUUGUUCGCUGAGUGUGAGGAGUAGGACACAUUUACUAAGCUACCUACUCUAAUUCACAGUGAAGUAUAAGAGUAAACUUUAAGAGCAACUCUUAAGUGAUUGUGUGAAAUCCUUCAUAUCUGCAACAGCAAUUUCCCUGUGAAGUAACAACAAACUAAUAGGCAUAUUCCCCGAUCAGCCACAAUAAUAAAUCAGUGACAGGGGAAGUGAAAAACAUUGAUCUUUUCAUUACAAUGCAACAACCUGGCAGCCAUGUGGAUGCCACUUGACACGUCCAAACCACCAAAACCCUGUUGCAGACUAAGUUCAAUCCAUCAUGGCAACAGCAUCACCAAUGGCAGUGACCCCCCCUGCAGGAAAAUGCGCCACGCCACUUGGCGAGAACUGCUCAGGAGCAAUGUGACAAGUAGCCUAAGACGUCACAACAAGGCUACAACAUGGGGUACCAGCAUAUCCCACGGACGCUUGAUUGGAUUAGGAUCAGAGGAGCUGGAGGCCAGAAUGACGCCUUACACUCUAUAGCCCCUUUUACACUGCCAGAUUUUCCGCGAAUGUUGGGCCGUUUUGCCGGCAAGCUGCAAAAGCUUAGACACACAGAGCCGGACUGGCGAGUUGAUCUGAGGUGCCCAAUUUUCUGCCUUGUAGGGUAGCCAUAUUGGUGGAACCCUUUUAGUUUAAACAGACCGAGGCGGCCUUCUGCAACGAGAGGGGCUGUUGAAGACUUGUGGGAGGAGCUGUUGAUGACGCCGCAUGUGCGACCCACUGGCGGUGGAUAAACAGGAAACAGCUGAUAGCAGGAAUUAGCGAGCAGCUAGUAGCAAGAGGGAAACGCAAACCUGAAAGACACUGUAAAGAUGAGCAACUGGGGAGACAAGGAAUUGCGCGCCCUCCUUGUACUCGCAAACGAAGAGGCCAUUAACCGUAAGAUGACGGGGACGGUGAGGAACGGGCCGACUUAUGAGAGAAUCGGCGAAGGACUGACCAGCCGCGGCUUCCCUCUCACGUCACUGCUUACGUCACACGCUGAGCUACACGUUUUGUUACUUGCUCACGCCCCCAAUUGCCCAAACAAAAUCGAGGAGUGAGGCAUUUUGCCACACUCCUCGAUUUUGUUUUUAUACUGCCAAUGCUGAAAAAAGACUGAUUGGGCUUUCCUGCAAAUUUGCACAAUUCUUAUCUAAAAAGGGCUUAUGUCACUUUUCUCGGGCCAUUCCUGAGAAGUGUUUUUGGUGUGGUGCAUUGUCCUGCUGGGGGAGGCACUGCUACGGCUACAACCACAAUAAUAAUAUCACAGCACCUUUAAAAACAGAGUUCACAAAUGGAACAGGAUAGGGAAGCAGCAACAGGAUACUCAGAAGGCAAUGUGACAACAGAAAGCCAAAUAGUCCAACCAGACAUAAACAAGACAAAGUGAGGGAAGGGUUAAGUUAAAGUUAAAACAAGAAGACAAAAAAAAUGCAAGAUGCAGGGCACAAAAUGUCAAUAUAAAUAAAUAAAAAAGAUCAAAAACAACAAAAGCAAUAAAACACAAAUAAAAAUAAAAGGAAAUUAAAAAAUGACAUCACACAAAAGCAAGUCUAUAAAAAGGGGUUUUAAGAAGUGAUUUCAAAGAGAUCACUGAUUCUAUGAACCUUCCAUCCUCAGGCAGGUCAGUCCACAGCUAAGGAGCCCUGUUGGCCAUCGCAGCUCCAUCAUCCAGCUACAGUCUCCCUCACACUCUGUACAUUUAUACUUAAGUCUUUCACUUUCAGCAGUCUGAUAAAUACAGACUCAGGUUCAGUUAACCACUGCUAAACUACAGCUUAACCAAAAGUAGCCUACAAUAAAGUUACAUCAUCAGAUCUGCCCCCCACAGCCACAGGUGAGUCAGAGCUGGGGAAAUGUAAUCAAGAGGAAAUUAGUUUCAGCUGUUUACAUGAAGACUACCUGCUGUAGAAAUAACUUUAAACACCAGUGGAACAAUGUGUGUGUUUAUCAUGUACAGUCCAGCUCCAUGUGACCUUUGGCCUCCUUUCAACCUCUGCAGCAGAUUUAAUCAAACCUCAGAUAUGAUGACCUCUAGUGGCGUUCAGGUGACCACUACAACACACAGGAAGUGACUGCAGCUUGUGAGGUCACAGCAGUGGUGUUAGGGAACGACGUCAUUUUGUGAAAGGCAGCCUGUCUGAUACGUUAAACCGCAGCUGAGCUAGAGACGGAGUUUUCGCACCACGACUCAGUCAUGCUGAUUACAGGCCGUGUUAGUUUUCUGCCACCUGUUAUAUAACUCUAUAGCACCUCCCACUCACCACACAUAGACUGACACAACCUACACGUGUUGGAAAUACAGUUUGACCCAGGUCUGAUAGCAGCAAACCUUUUGUUAAAAUG